This is a messenger RNA of Triticum urartu, 3247 nucleotides long. Its product is annotated as respiratory burst oxidase homolog protein B. Lineage: Eukaryota; Viridiplantae; Streptophyta; Magnoliopsida; Poales; Poaceae. Gene Ontology annotation, molecular function: calcium ion binding; peroxidase activity; NAD(P)H oxidase H2O2-forming activity. Gene Ontology annotation, cellular component: plasma membrane. The record is from RefSeq and is a predicted model, not a curated record.
GGAUCUUUCAAAAAAAAAAAAGUUGAGUUGAGUCGAGAGACAGGGGCGGGCGCCCACUGUAUUCCUUUCCACCACCUUCCAUCAUGCCCAUUCCCUCCUCUCCUCUUGACUCUUGCCCUCACCAAACCUUAAAAAACACCAGCAGACGGACACAAAAACUUUCGACAUGCUACCACUUGAUGGCUAAGAAACAUCAAACCUGAAGUCUCUGGUGUACGCACACCACAACCGUGCCCUCACCAAAUCCACUACUACUGUUUGCAUCUCUCUCUAUAUAUGUCCUGCACAUUCUUGCUUCCUUGGCUACCAAAAAACUCGCCAUCGAGCUCUGCUUCCAUUCUUCAGACUAUCAGCGCAGCUGUUUCUGGACGCGGCGUUGCUCGCUAGUUUGCUUCACGACCGCGGCUGACGGGCAUGGAGAGGAACGGCAAUGCCAAUGCCGGGCCACCGCUGGAAGAGAACAAGGGCGCGGACGGCAAGAGCGGGAGCCGACGGAGCACGCGGUUCAAGGAGGAGAACGAGUACGUGGAGGUCACGCUCGACGUCGGGGCCGACGACGCCGUGGCCGUCCAGGGCGUCAGGGCCGCCGGCGAGACCCCCGAGGCGGCGCUGCUGCCCCGGAGCGGCGGCCUGUCCUCGAGGCUCAAGGCCGAGCUGAGGCGCAUCGCGUCGGCCAAGCGUGGGGGUGGCGACAACGCGCCGGCGAGCCAGCCCCGGCUGGACCGGAGCAUGACCGGCGCCGCGCGCGCGCUCAGGGGCCUCCACUUCCUCAACCAGAGCGUGGUCACGCGGGGCAGCUGGCCCGAGGUGGACAAGCGGUUCGACCGCCUCGCCGUCGACGGCCUGCUCCUCCGCUCACGCUUCGGCCAGUGCAUUGGGAUGGUUGGAUCGGAGGAAUUCGCGGCGCAGAUGUACGACGCGCUUGCACGGCGAAGGGGGAUCGUUGCUCAGGUGCUGACCAAGGAUGAGCUGAGGGAGUUCUGGGAGCAGCUAUCCGACCCAGGCUUUGAUGCCAAGCUGCAGACUUUCUUUGACAUGGUUGACAAGAACGCAGACGGUCGGAUCACCGAAGAGGAGCUCAAAGAGGUCCUCACUCUGACGGCCUCUGCAAACAAGCUCACCAAGAUCCUGGAGCGCGUCGACGAGUACACGGCGUUGAUCAUGGAGGAGCUCGACCCCGACCAGCUCGGCUACAUCGAGCUUGCGACACUGGAGUCCCUGCUGCUGCUGCCCCCUUCCCAGGCGCCGACGAGCCUGGUGGCGCACAGCUCCAACAUCAGCCAGCUGAUCAGCCAGAGGCUGGUGCCGGCGCGGGACGCGAACCCGCUCCGGCGGGGCCUCACGGCGGCGCGCUACUUCCUGGAGGACAACUGGAAGCGCGUGUGGGUGAUGUCGCUGUGGCUGUCCAUCAACGCCGGCCUCUUCGCCUGGAAGUUCUACGCGUACCGCCGCCACCCGACGUUCGACGUGAUGGGCUACUGCGUGUGCGUGGCCAAGGGCGGCGCCGAGACCACCAAGUUCAACAUGGCCCUCAUCCUCCUCCCCGUCUGCCGCAACACCCUCACCUGGCUCCGCUCCCGGACCAGCCUCGGCGCCGCCGUGCCCUUCAACGACAACAUCAACUUCCACAAGGUGGUGGCCGGGGGCGUGGCCGUCGGCGUGGCGCUGCACGGGGUGACCCACCUGACUUGCGACUUCCCGCGCCUGCUCCACGCCAGCGACGAGGCCUACGAGCCGAUGAAGCGCUACUUUGGGCAGACGAGGGUCCCGGACUACUGGUGGUUCGUGAGGGGCGUGGAGGGCGUCACCGGCGUCGUCAUGGUGGUGCUCAUGGCCGUCGCCUACACGCUGGCGCACCCGCGGUUCCGCCGGAGCAAGCUCGGCGCCGGGAACCCGCUCAAGAGGCUCAGCGGCUUCAACAUGUUCUGGUACUCCCACCACCUCUUCGUCGUCGUCUACGUCGCCUUGGUCGUCCACGGCGUCUGCCUCUACAUCAACCGGACAUGGUACAAGCAGACGACAUGGAUGUACCUUGCCGUCCCCGUGCUGCUGUACGCCGGCGAGCGGCUUCUUCGGGCGCUGAGGUCGCACGGACUCACCACGGUGAGGAUCGAGAAGGUGGCGGUGUAUCCUGGGAAUGUGAUAGCCAUCCACAUGAGUAAGCCCCACGGCUUCAGGUACAGGAGCGGCCAGUACAUCUACGUCAACUGCGGCGAGGUCUCGCCGUUCGAGUGGCACCCAUUCACCAUCACCUCGGCUCCCGGCGACGACUACCUCAGCAUGCACAUCCGGUGCCGGGGCGACUGGACGAGCAGAUUCAGAGCCAUCUUCUCCCAGAUAUGCAGGCCACCGUCGGCAGGGCAGAGCGGUCUCCUGAGAGCCGACUUCACGUCCAUGGUGGAGCACAACGCCAACGCCAAGUUCCCGCGGCUGCUGAUCGACGGGCCCUACGGCGCGCCGGCGCAGGACUACCGCAAGUACGAUGUGCUCCUCCUCAUCGGCCUCGGCAUCGGCGCCACGCCGCUCAUCAGCAUCGUCAAGGACGUGCUCAACAACGUCCACCGGCAGGGUCAGGAGCAGGAGGGCGACGAGGGGUUCAUGACGAAGCGGGUCUACUUCUACUGGUGCACGCGGGAGGAGGGCUCCUUCGAGUGGUUCCGCGGCGUGAUGAACGAGGUGGCGGAGCGCGACGCCGCCGGCGAGGAGUCCGUGGUGGAGCUGCACAACCACUGCACCAGCGUGUACGAGGAAGGCGACGCGCGGUCGGCCAUGGUGGUGAUGCUGCAGGCGCUCCACCACGCCAAGAGCGGCGUGGACGUGGUGUCCGGGACCCGCGUGCGCACGCACUUCGCCAGGCCCUGCUGGCGCGACGUCUUCAAGCGCGUCGCCUGCGACCACCAGGGGCAGCGCGUCGGGGUCUUCUACUGCGGCGACCAGAAGCUCACGCCGGAGCUCAGGCGGCUGUCCCAGGACUUCUCGCACCGGACCACCACCAAGUUCGUCUUCCACAAGGAGAACUUCUGACCUGAAUUUCGACAUGCAUGCUAAUUAGGCUAUAUAUAUACAGGAACGUAGAACAUAUACACUUUAUUCGCUUGCUGUUUGCUAGUAGUAUCAGACACGUACGGUCUUGCAUUGGGUAUGCACAUUUCUUCCUUUCUUCUUUGUAUAUCUAAUUAACUAAUAUAAGUAGGAGAGCAUCUCUCAAAUCAUUAAUUUCCUCAAAAAUGACAACUUCAUCCCCGUA